CCGAAUUUAGUAAACUAACUAACUAGACGUAAUAUCAAAAUGGCGGAAGGAGGAGAAAAGAAAAACGAACCACCAUCAAACAGCUACUCAGAAUCAACAGUAGAAAAGUCUAAACACAUAGAUCGUCUGGUUUUGCUUCAUUUCUUCGUACUCUUCGUAUCGAGUUUCGCUUUGGGAUUAAUAUUUCUACAUUCAUCAUUGACUUUCUGGCGAAUGCAAUUUGAUGAAGAUGGCUUUUAUCACAGUUUGUUUGGAACAGAAAACCAAGGACARUAUUUACCAAAAGAUAACACGAUCAGCGUUGUGUCGUAUAAUGCUAAUUCAAGCUUCUCCUUGGUCAGAUAGUGGUAAUAAUAUAUUAUAAGGACAAGACUGCAAUAAACAAUCGUCAUAACAUAGUAGUAUUAAGUACGCAUCUACUAUGCCAUGGAGUGCACAACAGGACAUGUUUAUGAGACAACAAAGGAUGUUAUCAAAUAGAUAAAAAUCCAUGGACAAGCUCUUCAGUAGGAGAUGAUAUUCUCUAUGAGUCAAUUGUGGUUGUUUCUCAUGCUGUUGUAGAUGUUGUUAUUGAAAACUUAGAUGAACAAACUUAGCUAAUAAAAGUUAGAUCAAUAAUAAGUUAGUAAGGGGAAGUGUUAUGAAAAGUUUUAAAACAUUCUAAGUUCUAACUACAUUAUGAUAGAGUGAAGUCAAAAGCAAGUGAAAUACUAGAUUUUACACUCACACGCCUUAGCACUGCACUAUAAAUGGCAUUGUUUUCUUUUGCGUCUAUUUGACUAUCGCUCUUUAAUAGUCAAAUUUUGUUUCACAGGCUUUAUAAUGUCUUCUUUCUACAAAGAAAAUAAAUUUAAUAACACUAAAGAUAUCAAUAAUUAAUGAAUAAUAGAUAUAAUUGACAAAAACAAUGGCAAUAACAGCAGGAUAUCAUAUUUAUAAAUGACAACCCCUGUCUGUUUUUUAGGAAGAAUUCAGUGCAGACAGCAAUGUUAUUGUUGGUGUUAUCAUUGCCUUAUAAUAUAAAAUGCACCUCUUUCUUCAAAACCUUUCAGCAAUGCAUGUUUAAAUGAAGUGGAUAACAAUCCAGACAGUAAAAUAUACACAUUAAAAAAAACCCAGAUUUUAUCCAAUCUGAAAUGCAGAAAUUAUUCUUGCUUGGGACAACCAGUCAAACUAGUAUUCUUUUUUCUCUGCAUAUUCUAGCUCAGAUUGGAUAGAAUAGGCUUUUUUGCAUGAAACGGUCACAUGGUACUAAAUCCACCAUACUGAAUGGCAACCGAUUGGGUUGUUCAAAACAAAGAAACGACAAGCUUGAUGGGCUAUGUUCCUUUUGUUUUUUGAGGUUGCUUACAUUUUUUUGCCAUUUAUUUUGGCAGAUUUUGUAUCAUGUGAUUGUUUCAUGCAAAAAGGCCUAUUGAAUAGUAUUCUUCACAGAUCCUUUAACCUCGAAAGCAAGGUAUUAUUAACCUUAUUAGCAUUUUCAUGUAUGUGAGAUGACUAGUAAGCCUGUUUAUGGGUAAGUGAGAUACUAUGUCAACUAUCUCACUAUGCCUACUUAAAUUUCAAAUAAAUACAGGGAAUUAUGAAGGAGACUAUGAAAAUAGGCUGAUUUACACAAUGUGACUUGCAUCRGAAAUCUUUGCAUCGAGACUUCUYCAUUUUAAAGUUUGUCUGGCUUUUAUKCUUUCCUUUGAUCUGAGGGACGGAGCUUUUUUGUAAACCUUUCAKUCAUUAGCUGAUUWGUAUCAAGCUCCAGCCCAAWGCCAAAGWAAAACCUAAAUCCCAAUAAUUUCCCUUGAACAUUGAAGUCACAAUGCAAUGGUYUCUGCUGUAAUGUGUUCAUAGGAUUUUGAGCCACUGAAUUCAUAAGCUAAACACGUCUAGUUAGAGCCAAUAUUCACAYGGUUCAAUCAUAUCUUGUCUGUCAAGUCACAGACAUUCCAAAACUAGCACUAACUAGMAUUCCAAUUAGCACUAAUUCCAAAACCCAAGAGCAUCUUGUCCACAGAUGUCGAGUCUUUUAUUUAAUUCAUCAAGGUGUUCUCAGAGGGAUUUGACUAAUGACUAUAUUCUUGGCACUAAGCACAGUUAAAAUCCUGCAUAAUAUUUAGUCACAAGUUAACCACUAAACCUGCGAAAUGCGUAGUAGACUGCUAGUUGGCAGUAUCAUAUUUUUGUUGUUGUUUUCCUUUGUUUUUAUUGAGAUACAAUAGUAUUUAUAUGCCAACAUAUAGCCUUUCAGAUGUUAUGUGUAACUAACAGCUCUAGCAGGCAUCUAUUACCUGAAGGACUGUGAAUGGCACACCAUUAAUGGUUUUAGGCUAGUAAAAAGUUCCAUUUCUUGAUAAGAAAAAUAUUUCCCUGUCCAUUAGAUUCAUAAUAUAUAGAAAAGAAGGCACUGCACUCAUAAAUGCAUGAUAAAUGGAUAAUAGCUAGAUGUAUUUUGGACAGUAAAAUGUCAACUUUUCAUGGUCACAUAGGAAAUAAUAAUCUGUAAAUUAUUUGUAACAAAUUAUUAAUUGCCAAUAGCAAAUACAAAAUAAAAUGGCAUUGAUAAUAUAAUUAUAA
This is a messenger RNA of Exaiptasia diaphana, 2568 nucleotides long. RefSeq lists its product as uncharacterized. The record is from RefSeq and is a predicted model, not a curated record. NCBI's taxonomy places the organism in Eukaryota, Metazoa, Cnidaria, Anthozoa, Actiniaria, Aiptasiidae. The transcript has 3 exons. Bases 40 to 345 code for a protein of 101 amino acids.